AUGAAUCACCUGACUGGCCAACAGCUAUUGGAAUGAUCCUCCAUGUGUGACUUGGAAUUAUUACAAAACGUGGCAGGAUAGACCUGCCCAGCCAUCGCAGCAGAUGUUCAUUUGUAAUGCUGCCUUAAGGAAUAAGGAGAUGAGAGCAAAUUGUUCCAGCAGCUCAGCCUGCCCUGCCAACAGUUCAGAGGAGGAGUUGCCAGUGGGGCUGGAGGUCUAUGGGAACCUGGAACUUGUUUUCACAGUGGUGUCAGCCGUGAUGACCGGCCUGCUCAUGUUCUCCUUGGGAUGCUCUGUGGAGAUCCGGAGGCUCUGGUCGCACAUCAGGAGACCCUGGGGCAUUGCUGUGGGACUGCUCUGCCAGUUUGGGCUCAUGCCUCUUGCUGCCUAUCUCCUGGUCAUCAGCUUCUCUCUGAAGCCAGUCCAAGCUAUGGCUAUCCUCAUCAUGGGGUGCUGCCCAGGGGGAACCAUCUCUAACAUUUUCACCUACUGGGUUGAUGGAGAUAUGGAUCUCAGCAUCAGUAUGACAACUUGUUCCACGGUGGUUGCCCUGGGAAUGAUGCCACUCUGCCUUUAUCUCUACACCUCGUCCUGGAAUCUUGAGCAGAAUCUCACCAUUCCAUAUCAGAACAUAGGAAUUACCCUUGUGUGCCUGACCAUUCCUGUGGCCUUUGGUGUCUAUGUGAAUUAUAGGUGGCCAAAACAAUCCAAAAUUAUUCUUAAGGUUGGAGCCAUUGUUGGUGGGGUCCUCCUUUUGGUGGUUGCAGUUGCUGGUGUGGUGCUGGCGAAAGGAUCUUGGAAUUCAGAUAUCAUUCUUCUGACCAUCAGCUUCAUCUUUCCUUUGAUUGGCCAUGUCACAGGCUUUCUCCUGGCACUUCUUACCCACCAAUCUUGGCAGAGUUGCAGGACGAUUUCCUUAGAAACUGGAGCUCAGAAUAUUCAGAUGUGCAUCACCAUGCUGCACCUAUCUUUCACUGCCGAGCAAUUAGUCCAGAUGCUUAGCUUCCCAUUGGCCUAUGGACUCUUCCAGCUGUUGGAUGGGAUUCUCAUUGUUGCAGCAUAUAAGAUGUACAAGAGGACACUGAAGAUCAAACACAGAAUAAAGAACCCCGCUUUAAGGGUAGAAGCCCGCUUUAAGAAGAAAUCCACUUCUCCCAAAGAGACCAGUGCUUUCUUGGAGGUGAAUGAAGAAGGUGCUCUAACUCCUGGGCCAUCAGGGCCCAUGGAUCUCCACAGGGCUGUCAUGCCAACUGGCCAGAUCUCAUGUGCCAAGUAGGGGUUUGCUGGCUUGACUGGUCCCUGUCUUCCUCAGUGGCCAGUAAAGACAGUGCAGAGCUGAUGAGUGAAUCUCGUUGGCAGGGCUUAUGGGAAUGUUUGCGUGUCAGAUGUCAACAUAUUUAUAUUUCUGUGUGGACUGUGAUUUGUCAUAGGAUCCCCUUUUGAGAAUAUGCUCUGCCUAUUUCAGGUUCUUUGGGGGUUUACACAACAGAUUUAUUAGCUACUUUGUGUGUUCUUGUCUUCCCAUACAGUGAAGAGUGAUCCCCAUUGUUAUGUGAAGUCAUCAAGCUGUGAAUUUUAACCUCACAAGAGUUAGAACUCUGUGUAGAGGAGAUGUCACCUCAUACUGCAGGGCAAGGACAGAGUCUGGACCCACUUGACUUCUCGACUUUGGGCAAGUCCUUUAGGGCAUUGGGGAGGAAGCAUACAGCUCUUAUAAAAAUGGGGUCUUUUCUCAAAUGAUUGUUUUUUUUAAGGGCUUGAAAAUCUUUUUAGAUUUAUAGAUGUAAUCACGAGCCUCGAGGGAACUUAAUGAACACUUGAAGUUAAUAUUUUUACUCCCUAGAGAUAGACACAAUGUAUAUUCUUCUAAUAUACAUUUAUGCAUUAUGUCAUUUUAAAAACAUUGAGGGCUUCCCUGGUGGUGCAGUGGUUGGGAGUCCGCCUGCCGAUGCAGGGGACGCGGGUUCGUGCCCCGGUCCGGGAGGAUCCCCCAUGCCGCGGAGCGGCUGGGCCUGUGGGCCUUGGCCGCUGGGCCUGUGCGUCCGGAGCUUGUGCUCCACGGCGGGAGAGGCCGCGGCAGUGAGAGGCCCGUGUACCGCAAAAAAAACCAAAAACAAACAAAAAACAAAAAACAUUGAGAUCAUUCCACAUAUACUGUUUCAUAAGUCACUUCAUGAAAUAUUGUGGAGCAUCUUUACAUGGCAGUCUAUGUUGACCUACCUCACUCCUUAGAACAGUGGCUUUACAGAAGUAUUCCAGUGCAUGAAAGGUCUAUAAUUUAUUUAACCAUCCCUUAGUCAUGGACAUUUAGAUAGCUUUCAACUUGGUGUUACGGUGCCGCUACAGACACUUGUGCCUUCAUGCAAGUGUUUCUGUAGGAUCAUUUUCUAGACUUGAAAAUGUGCAACCAGGCUGAUGGCACAUUAAAAUGUUGGGCAGUGAGCUCUCUGGCAACACUGUUCAGCAGUGCCUGAGAGUGUCUGGUUUUUCCACAGCCACACCAGUCUUAAGAAUGAUCAUUCUGCUUUGUGAAAAUACCUCAUUUAAAGUUGCAUUGUUAAAAUUAUACAAUGAAGUGAAGCAGAGUAUUUUUCAUGGAUGCUUGCUUGUUCAUGUACUUUGCCUGCUUUUUUUUUUUUUUUUUUAAAGAAAUGGCCUUUGAUUGAUUAAUUAGUUAAUUAAUUUUUUGGCUGCCUUGGGUCUUCAUUGCUGCGUGCGGGCUUUCUCUAGUUGCGGCGAGCAGGGGCUGCUCUUCCUUAUGGUGUGUGAGCUUCUCAUGGCGGUGGCUUCUCUUGUUGCAGAGCACGGGCUCUAGGGCGCAUGGGUUUCAGUAGUUGUGGCUCGUGGGCUCAGUAGUUGUGGCUCGUGGCUCUAGAGCACAGGCUCAGUAGUUGUGGCACAUGGGCUUAGUUGCUCCAUGGCAUGUGGGAUCUUCCCAGACCAGGGCUCAAACCCAUGUCCCCUGCAUUGGCAGGCAGAUUCUUAACCACUGUGCUACCAGGGAAGUCCCUUUGUCUGCUUUUCUAUUGCAGUUUUUCCUUUUUAACUGAUAAAACAGACAGUGACCCUUUGUUCUAUGUUUUGUCAAUAUAUUACCUACUUGUUUGUCUUUUUAUUUUUGUAUAAUUUCUUUUGCUGUACGGAAGUUUUAUAUUUUUUAUAUAUACCACUUUAUUAGUCUUUUAAAAAAUGUUUUUUGACCUUAAUAUCUGUCAAAUGUUAGACUAUUUAUACUUUUGUGUGGAUUGUGAAUUAGAAAAGGACCCACCCCUCUUUGAGAAUGUAUUUGGCCCCUUUUCAGGGAGUUCUUUUUUGGGGUUAAUACACAUACUUACUAGCUGCUGUGUAUACUGUCAGUAGAUAAAACCCAUCCUCCUUCUCUAUUCUGACAUUAUUAAAAAUAUGUCCCAUAUAUUUCUCUAUAA
This is a messenger RNA of Orcinus orca (killer whale), 3425 nucleotides long. RefSeq names its product solute carrier family 10 member 6 (gene SLC10A6). Gene Ontology annotation, cellular component: membrane. The coding region runs from base 104 to 1276 and encodes 390 amino acids. Gene Ontology annotation, molecular function: bile acid:sodium symporter activity. Gene Ontology annotation, biological process: bile acid and bile salt transport. Lineage: Eukaryota; Metazoa; Chordata; Mammalia; Artiodactyla; Delphinidae. The record is from RefSeq and is a predicted model, not a curated record. The transcript has 6 exons.